This is a messenger RNA of Staurois parvus, 271 nucleotides long. The record is from the annotation of a GenBank genome assembly. Lineage: Eukaryota; Metazoa; Chordata; Amphibia; Anura; Ranidae.
GGACAACUCCAUGUCCGCAGUCUCUGGUCAUCUUCUGUACUAUGUCCGCAGUCUCUGGUCAUCUCCAGUACUAUGUCCGCAGUCUCUGGUCAUCUCCUGUACUGUGUCCGCAGUCUCUGGUCAUCUCCUGUAGUAUGUCUGCAGUCUCUGGUCAUCUCUUGUACUAUGUCCACAGUCUCUGGUCAUCUCCUGUACUAUGUCCACAGUCUCUGGUCAUCUAUAUUAUGUCAGCAGUCUCUGGUCAUCUCCUGUAGUAUGUCCACAGUCUCUG